Messenger RNA from Penicillium manginii, 1242 nucleotides. RefSeq lists its product as uncharacterized. Gene Ontology annotation, cellular component: membrane. The transcript is spliced from 2 exons. The record is from RefSeq and is a predicted model, not a curated record. Gene Ontology annotation, biological process: metal ion transport; transmembrane transport. The coding region runs from base 1 to 1242 and encodes 413 amino acids. Gene Ontology annotation, molecular function: metal ion transmembrane transporter activity. NCBI's taxonomy places the organism in Eukaryota, Fungi, Ascomycota, Eurotiomycetes, Eurotiales, Aspergillaceae.
AUGGCCGAAAUCAAUCGUGGUCUCGCAAAGAGCGUCGUGGCAGUGGUAGAAAAUAUUCACCCCGAGGAUAUAGAUAUUCUCGGUUCUGGCCUUGACAUUGACCCAUUCUUCUUCUGUGGCCACAUCACAUCAUCGUAUCGAGACAUUGAGAAUACCCCCCCCCCACCGCCACUGUUGGCCCUGCCACCAUCUCAAAUCACUUCUCGGGCCUUUUUCAACAUUCACUACCAGAAAGUACUCGACUUAGGGAGCGAGUUGGCCUUAAUCAAUGCGCCAUAUGAUUUUGUCUUGUCGUCGAACGUUGCAAGAAGUGUUCGACGUCUGCCCGCACUAUCGGGCAGGUCGACAGGCAUAAUUCUUGUGGAUCCCGCUGCUGACAUUGUGGUUCAUUCAACACACCACCACUUCAUCGAGACCAGAAUUCCCCAAGUUCCACGUAGAAUUGGCAUUGAAGGAUUCAGCGAUCUACCAUCUUAUACUGCAUACCAAGCUGCAGGGGCCGCAAACGAAAAUAACCAACCUCACAACCCGCGUGAGGAGCUCUUAAAUUUCUUGCACACCUGCCCUCCAGGAUGGAAGGGUGGAAAACCUAGCGUCUUGUCCCUCGCUUACUAUCCAAUUCGGUCUAUAGUGAGAGAGUGGAUGCUGUAUGGAUUGCUCAUGAGCCGCUAUAUUAAGUACUACGAGUACUCCUUUCCAAAUGUGCAGUCACGCCUAGAGCACUUCGAGAAAAUCGAUAUACUGGAUCUUCAUAGAUGGCGGCGCCGGAGCCUGCAGACUUUGCAUAAGUUACGAAUGACGAGAAGUUUUGUCGAACACUGGCGUGGAAAAGAAGACUGCAACAAAGACAGUGAAGCUACAGGUGAAAGAGGAGCCGCAUCGGGGGAAUUAUUCACUUGGAAUCAACUGGUGAUGGAUUUGAGGUAUCUGGAGGAGCAGAUUGACCAGCAUCAUCGCUCACUAGAGGCGCUGAACCCCAUCAUUACUGCACUGGUGCAGCUCAUAGACUCUCACAAAUCUAUCUCCCAAGCGGAGGAUGUCCGGCGUUUGACGUACAUUGCGAUGGCUUUUAUCCCUUUAACUUAUAUCACCGGCAUAUUCAGCAUGAGCGAACCAUAUGGCCCCGGGGCGACCGAUUCUGGGUAUACUGGGUUGCCGCAGUGCCAACCGCGGCACUCAUCAUGGCAUUAUUGGUGUUGGAAAACAGGAUUCCUGCGCUCUCAGCGUUCUUUGAACGUAUAA